UUGUGCGUGUGCAUGUGUGUGUUUGUGGAAUAAAAAAAAUAAAAAAAAGGUCAUUGUAUGUUGUAUGUUGCAAAACAUCAUCUUUCAACCAAAUGCUGAAAAGGAGAUGAUCUAUAUAUGUCAGAGUGGAUCAUAUGAUGUAACGAAUAAAACCAUAGUAGAAGUAAACCUUGAAUGAAUAAAUAGAUACUGGACAUAUUUAUUAAUAGUUUAAAGUGGAUUAAUACACACAGAAUUUUAGGUUUGAUUAGAAAAAGAUACUUUGUGGAUUGCCAAAUAUUAGCCAAAAUGGGCAUGUCUUUGACCUGGAAGGCCAGAAAGGGCUGUUUAAGGUCAGGUGUUAUGUAGGUCUGCUGACUCCUUUGAGCCAAUGCACUGGAAAAAAAAAAGACUUCCUGUGUAAGCCAACGCUUUUUCUUGUGGUGAAAAUGUUGUGGGUGAAAAUGUUGGUCUCUGCCGUAGAUUCCGUCUGGUACAUGCCCCUAAAUAAAAAAAGUGAUUACGUACAAUAAAUAUUAUUAUUUUUAUUUGAUAUUGUUGUGUGCAUUAUGUUUUCAUUUGGUUUUAGUUUCAAAUGUUGAAAUAUAUUUUGUAAGUCGCUUUGGACAAAAAGCACCUGCUAAAUAUUAACGUCAUUAACGUUGGACGGCUAACCACAUUUUUACCAUCUCAGCGUCUAAAGUAGGUUAGCUAAAACAUUUUGUGAUAUUCUUUUAACUAUUCUGGAGCCAGUGCCAAUGGAAAGCCUACUUAUAUAAUCAAGUUGGUGUGUACUCCUGUUCGAUAUAGGUCAUUUACGUGUACCGGAAAGAGUGUAGACGUGAUAAACAUCAGUUGGUGUGUAGGUGUGCAAAGAGAUUAGUGUCAGCACAAGGACAGAGAAUGGGAAACAUCAGACUCUCUGGCAAUACGAACGCAUUUAUCUGGAUGUUGCUUCUUCAUUUUUCUGCAUUGAAAAGAUCUCAUGGUUUGUCUGUGGUCUUGAUCCAGGCCCCAGGCAAAGUGGAGGUGAUGGUGGGUCAACCAGUAGUAUUGGAGUGCUCUACCAAAGGUGUCAUUUCUGACAUUGAUACCUUUUACUGUCAUGCUGUUAGCUGGCUGAAAGUACAUCCAUCAACUGGGAGGAUGGAAACCGUCACCUUUAAAAACGAUAAUCAAAAGGGUGAAACAUGUGAAGUGACAAUUACCAAUGCAACUAAGAAAGAUUCAGGCGUGUAUUAUUGUUUGGUGAAACCAGAUCAGUUUCCACUAUAUGGCAAUGGGUCCAGUGUCAUCGUUACUGACAAUGAUACUAUCUCCGUGGAACUUGUCUCAUCUUCGGACAGUGAGGGCGGCACAACUUUGUUCAUCUGCAUGGCAACGGGUGUCGUUUCAUCAGAGAUUCGCAUCUUCUGGAUUGUCGACAGCGAAGGACACGUCGGGUUUACUGAAUCCGUUUGGUCAGAGAAGGAAAUCACCCAGAGCCGGUUCAGGCUGUCAGAUUCUGCCUGGCAAGCUGGAGCCCAGUGCACAUGUGUGGUGGAGACCAGAGGGGAGAACAUCUCCAAAACCAUUCAGUGUGGCAGCAUGUGUUUGAGUUCGUGCUCAUACCUGGUCUAUGGAAUCAGCGGCUCAGUGCUCUUCGCCGUCAUCAUGGCUGUCAUCUCUGCCGUGAUUUUAUGCCAGAGCCGCCAGAUUAGCAGUAAGAGUCGGCGUGCUGAUAACAGAAGGCCAAACUCUUCUUUGUCUCCAGCACAGUUGCAUGGCAUGCAAAGGGGCAAUCGUGGAACACAUAACCUAAGAUCAUCAGAAAAGGAGGUGCAAUAUGCCAGUUUGAACCAAAUUCGUUUGGGACAGGCAUCCAGAGCAAGACUACAGUAGGUUUACAAGGAGUAAUAUCAGCCAAUGCGAAGUUCUCAAAAAGAGGCUUGGUCCUUGGUACGGUACUACCAAUGCAUACGCUAUGGGGUUGUCUUCAGGGCAAACACUGAUUGACAGAGGAUGAAUGUAUGAAAGGACACAAUUCAUUGUGUGCACAGCAUAGAGCACUGAGGGAUAGCAUAGCGUGCUAUGAUGAACUGGGGACUAAAUACAGCUUGUAUUGAAAGGAUUUCAGCAUCAAAAUUAAAAUUUGAAUGUAAUAUGUAAAUAAAAAGGCAAUGUUAUCCUAAAUUUGAAUCUAAACUUUUUCCCACUCAUACAUGCAACUUUGGGCUCAAAGUGAAAAUGAAAAUUCAAUAAUUCCAUCUGCCAUUGCCAUUUGGUAUGCUACUAUUGAUAUUUUGUAAAUUGUCAUUUACAUAAAGAUUUGGAUGUUUCAUGAGUAAAUGUAUUUAAAAUAAAAUGUAUUGCCUAAACUGGAUUAAUAUGUUUCAUGUGAUUAUGAAAUAAUGGUGUCAAAAUGUUAUUCACCUAAUAUACUUUUGAAUGAUCAAACCCACCACUACA
This is a messenger RNA of Clupea harengus (Atlantic herring), 2427 nucleotides long. RefSeq lists its product as uncharacterized. Lineage: Eukaryota; Metazoa; Chordata; Actinopteri; Clupeiformes; Clupeidae. The record is from RefSeq and is a predicted model, not a curated record.